Molecule: messenger RNA, 834 nt
Organism: Symbiodinium pilosum
Lineage: Eukaryota; Dinophyceae; Suessiales; Symbiodiniaceae
Source: the annotation of a GenBank genome assembly
GUCGCAACGGCCGUCGUCGAGCCGUACAACACGGUCCUGUGUGUGCACUCCCUGCUGGAGCACACCGAUGUGACCAUUAUGUACGACAAUGAGGCGUUGUACGAUAUCUGCCGCAGGAACCUUGACAUCGAGCGCCCGACCUACACCAACCUCAACCGCCUCAUCGCUCAGAUUAUUUCCAGUCUGACUGCUUCCUUGCGCUUCGAUGGCGCCCUGAACGUGGACAUCACGGAGUUCCAGACCAACUUGGUCCCGUAUCCCCGUAUCCACUUCAUGUUGACCUCCUAUGCCCCUGUCAUCUCUGCGGAGAAGGCCUACCAUGAGCAGCUGUCCGUGGCUGAGAUCACCAUGUCCGUCUUCGAGCCAGCAUCCAUGAUGGUCAAGUGCGAUCCUCGUCAUGGCAAGUACAUGGCCUGCUGCAUGAUGUACCGUGGCGAUGUGGUGCCUAAGGAUGUGAACGCUGCAGUGGCCACCAUCAAGACUAAGCGCACCAUCCAGUUUGUCGACUGGUGCCCGACUGGCUUCAAGUGCGGCAUCAACUACCAGCCUCCGACCGUUGUGCCCGGUGGCGACUUGGCAAAAGUCAUGCGCGCCUGCUGCAUGAUCUCGAACAGCACUGCCAUUGCGGAGGUUUUCUCCCGCAUUGACCACAAGUUCGACCUGAUGUACUCCAAGCGCGCCUUCGUCCACCACUACGUCGGCGAAGGUAUGGAGGAGGGUGAGUUCUCCGAGGCCCGAGAGGACCUAGCGGCCCUGGAGAAGGACUACGAGGAGGUCGGUAUCGAAACCGCGGAAGGUGAGGGCGAGGAGGAGGGCUACGGCGACGAGUUCUGA